AUGUCGCCGGUAGGGAAACCUGGACGGUCGCCUCCCAGCCGCAACAGCGAAAAUGAGAAGAAGGGUGCAGGCUCGGUCGAUGACGAUAUUAAGCCAGACGAUGCCCAAGGUGGAAAGGGACCAUGGGCAGACAAGACAAGCUGGUUGCUCGACAGCAUAGCUUUCAGUGCGGCCAUUGCUGCGGACACUCUCCUCCCUAUAAUGGACUUGGUAUUUGAAAAGCUCGUGACUGCUUUUAACGGGUUUGCUGUUGGCACUAUUGGACCAGCUGGAUACCGUUUCCAAGUGAACAAUUACACCCUGUACUUCGUGUAUCUGUUCGUCGCCAAAUUUGCUCUUGUCUAUAUCCACUCCGUGUUAAUCUCGAUCGCCGCCAUUCGAGCCACAUGGGCACCCCGCAUCGACCUCAGCAAGCAUAUCCUUCGACAAAACAUAGCUUACUUCGAUUCAGAUGCUGCCGCGUCUGUAACCGUCCAAGCUACUACCAACGGCAACAGCGUCAAUGAUGACAUCUCAGAGAAGCUCACUCUUACCAUACAUGGUGUUUCCACCUUUGUCUCUGCCUUUAUUGUGGCCUUCAUCAUCCAGUGGAAGCUCACUUUGAUCACGAUUGGCAUUGUCCUCACCAUUUUUAUUGUGACAGGCAUUUGUGUUGGCAUUGACACGAAAAAUGGAGCACAGCUUCUCCCAAUCUAUUCUAAAGCUGGGUUAAUUGCAGAAAAGGUGUUUGCUACCGUUCGAACAGUUCACUCUUUCCGACUCAACCCGCUCUUAUCCAAAAGAUACGACAAGCUCCUCGGCGAUGCUAUGGAAGUAGGUAUGAAGAAGUCGCCAAAUCUCGCAGUACUGUUCUUACCUGAGUUGUUCUGUGUAUACUGCGGGUAUGGUCUGGCUUUCUGGCAAGGUAUUCGUCGAUACCAAAGCGGCGAGAUCAGUGAGGUUGGUGAUGUCUUCACCGUGACCAUUGCUGUUAUCUUUGCUGCGACAGCAAUGACUCAAAUCGCACCCCAGAUUCUUGCAUUGGAAGCUGGGUUCAGUCGUCGUCUUCGGAGAUUAGAGUUCAAGCUUGAAGAAGAAACAGGUGAACGAUUCGCGAGGAGUGCGGCUCUUGCUGCCGAAGCUGUCUCUGCUAUUCGCACGCUGUCUAGCCUGGCACUCGAGAAUUCUAUGAUGUUCUGGUAUUUCCUCUCACAAUCGGUAUCUUUUUUGGCCAUGGCACUAGGCUUUUGGUACGGCGGCCGCUUGAUCAGCUACUACGAGUAUACGAUAACAAAAUUCUUUACUAUGUUCAUUGCAGUGGUUUUCUCUGAAGAAGCUGCUGCCGCCUUCUUCUCGUACACCACCAGCUUGAUCAGGACAACGACAGCCGCCAACUAA
Messenger RNA from Ascochyta rabiei, 1377 nucleotides. Its product is annotated as ABC-type xenobiotic transporter. Gene Ontology annotation, cellular component: membrane. Gene Ontology annotation, molecular function: ABC-type transporter activity; ATP binding. The record is from RefSeq and is a predicted model, not a curated record. The transcript has 7 exons. NCBI's taxonomy places the organism in Eukaryota, Fungi, Ascomycota, Dothideomycetes, Pleosporales, Didymellaceae. Bases 1 to 1377 code for a protein of 458 amino acids. Gene Ontology annotation, biological process: transmembrane transport.